AUGUCCAAUCCCAGCAGCUCCGCAGAUCAUCCUCCUCACCAUUGUCUGGUUGAGUUCCUGCGCGGACUGCGUGAACAGCAGUUAACGGGCACCCUGUGCGAUGUGGUACUGAAGGGCUGCGAAGAGUCCGCGCUGGGCAUUCCCUGCCACCGCAACGUCCUCAGCGUGCACAGCGCCUACUUUCGGGCCGUCUUCACGCAUGACUGGAAAGACUCAGCUGAGCCUGUCUUCCAGCUGCGCAACAUCGACAGUCACACGCUAAACGAAUUGGUCCAGUACGCGUACACCCUGGAUGUGGACCUGAACGACGACAACGUGGAGCGCAUCGUAAUUGCCGCGCAGUUCCUGCAGAUGGGUGAGUUGGAGUUGAUGAGCUGGGAUUACGUGGAGCAGCACAUGCGCGUGUCCAACUACCUGGCCGUCCACACUCCAGCCUCCAAUCACCACCAUCCCCGUCUGGCCACGGCAGCGCUUGAAUUGAUCCAUCUCCACUUCCUACAAGUGGCGCAGAGUCAGGACUUUUUGGAGCUGGAUGCGCAACAGCUGAUUGCACUGUUGGCAUCGGAUAACGUGGACGUGUUCAGCGAAGAUCAGGUUUUCGAGGCGGUGCGGCGCUGGCUGGAUCACGACCGUCCUGAACGCUUGGAACACGCCGCCGCCGUCCUUCAGAUGGUCCGUGUGGCCUUCCUGAGCGAGCAGUGUCACUUGGAAUACUCGAUCAUCCUCACCAGCGCACUGAAGGUUACGCCCCCGUGCCCGAGUCAAACUAGCCAGACGAUACAGAACAGCAACCCACGGCCUUCAUACGGAGCGCGGGAAAUGAUCCUGUGCUUGGGCGGCACCUGUCAGGAUCUAGUUGGCAGCGAGGAAGCUUCUGUCGACGUCUUCUGUCCGUCGAUCCCGGCGGUUUGGCGCCUGCGCGAUCUGCCGGAGCUCGUCGAAUGCUGCUCCGCGGCGCUGCUGGAUCCCGGCUGGAUGCUGAUCAACAGCAUGCACUGCGUCGGGACCGUACGCCGCAACAGUCUGUACACCGGCCUGCGCCACGAAUGGCGGGAGACGUCUCGCGUCUCGACACUGCGCCUGGCCGGAGCGCUGGCCGCCCUCAAUGGGUGCGUCUACGCGGUCGGCGGUUGUGAUCCGUAUGGCGACGGGAUGGUAGGCCUGUCCUCCGUGGAGAUGUUCGAUCCCGUGAGCGGUUCCUGGAGCGCCGUCGCCGCGCUGCCCGAUGGAUUGAGCGGCUUGGCGAUGGUGGCCUGUGAGGGGCGGUUGUACGUCUUCGGCGGAGACGACACGGAGGGCGUGCCGAAUGCGACGUUCUCCUACGAUCCUGCAACGAAGGCCUGGACAAGGCUGGCUGAUAUGCCCACCGCGCGCACCGGCUGCCGUGCUUGUGUGGCGCCCAAUGGAUUGAUUUAUGUCACCGGUGGAGAAACGUAUGAUGCGUCCCUGCGUGUGCAUGUGGAAGCGUACGACCGUGUUACCGAUCAGUGGCACAAGAAAGGCGAUCUGGUGGAGGAGCGUUCGCAUCACGAGUGUAUCUGCGUGGGUGGGAAGCUGUACGUCAUCGGCGGGUUCUUCGCCGAGGGCGUUUACCAGGACAGCAUCGAAGUGUACGACGAAGAGACGGACAGCUGGGCGCUGCAUGCAUGCCGCUUACCGCAAGGCAAAUCCCAUUUUGGCUGCGUGGUGAUGAAGCUGAAGCGAGAAUGAAGCGGCUGGCCAGUUAAAAGCGUAAUGUGCAUGCAGCUCCUACCUGUGACUGCUGUGGAGCGGAUUUCUGUUUGUUUCGGGUCAAGUCGGAAUGGUAAACGUGCGAUGGUGCAUUCCCCUUGCCAGUUAUAAAAAAUCCCUGUUUUACUUCUGUUGGGAUUCCCCAAGGUUGCGAUUCGCAGUGUUCGAGUUAACUAUUUUAUGGUAUCGAUUCUUAGCUUUCUGGAGAAAAGAA
Paramacrobiotus metropolitanus is the source of this 1945-nucleotide messenger RNA. RefSeq names its product kelch-like protein 3. NCBI's taxonomy places the organism in Eukaryota, Metazoa, Tardigrada, Eutardigrada, Parachela, Macrobiotidae. The coding region runs from base 1 to 1710 and encodes 569 amino acids. The record is from RefSeq and is a predicted model, not a curated record. The transcript is spliced from 6 exons. Gene Ontology annotation, molecular function: protein binding.